Molecule: messenger RNA, 5268 nt
Organism: Microtus ochrogaster (prairie vole)
Lineage: Eukaryota; Metazoa; Chordata; Mammalia; Rodentia; Cricetidae
Gene: Sbno1
Product: strawberry notch homolog 1
Exons: 31
Coding region: 8-4039 (1343 amino acids)
Biological process (GO): regulation of DNA-templated transcription
Cellular component (GO): nucleus
Molecular function (GO): histone binding; chromatin DNA binding
Source: RefSeq, a predicted model, not a curated record
CCUUCUCAUGUGUGGGUUCCUGAUGGUGGAACCAGGGCAAGAUUUACUGCUUGCUGCCUUGAGCGAGAGUGGGAUUAGUCCCAACGACCUCUUUGAUGUUGAUGGUGGAGAUGCUGGGCUCACGACUCCUACUCCUCCUUCAGUUCAACAGUCGAUGCCACUUAGUGCAUUAGAACUAGGUUUGGAGACAGAAGCAGCAGUUCCUGUUAAACAAGAACCAGAGACAAUGUCUACUCCUGCACUGUUAAAUGUGAGGCAGCAGCCUCCAUCCACUACAACAUUUGUGCUGAAUCAAAUAAAUCAACUUCCGACCUUGGGAUCUACAAUUGUAAUGACUAAAACACCACCUGCAACAACCAAUAGGCAAACCAUCACUUUGACAAAAUUUAUCCAGACUACGGCAAACACACGCCCUUCAGUCUCAGCACCAGCAGUACGAAAUGCCUUGCCCCCUGCUCCUUCAAAAGACCAGGUUCAGUUGAAGGAUUUACUGAAAAAUAAUAGUCUAAAUGAACUCAUGAAACUGAAACCACCUGCUAACAUUGCUCAGCCAGUUGCGACUGCAGCUACUGAUGUCAGUAAUGGUGCAGUAAAAAAAGAAUCUUCUAAUAAAGAAGUAGCAAGAAUAUGGAUAAAUGACAUGAAAAUGAGGAGUUUUUCCCCCACCAUGAAAGUUCCUGUUGUUAAAGAGGAGGAUGAACCAGAAGAAGAAGAUGAGGAAGAAAUGGGUCAUGCAGAGACGUAUGCAGAGUACAUGCCAAUAAAAUUAAAAAUUGGCCUGCGUCACCCUGAUGCAGUAGUGGAGACUAGUUCUUUGUCCAGUGUCACACCUCCUGAUGUUUGGUACAAAACUUCCAUCUCUGAAGAGACCAUUGAUAAUGGCUGGCUCUCAGCGUUGCAGCUCGAAGCGGUUACCUACGCAGCCCAGCAACAUGAAACAUUCCUCCCUAAUGGAGAUCGUGCUGGCUUCUUAAUAGGUGAUGGUGCUGGUGUGGGCAAAGGCCGGACGAUAGCAGGGAUCAUAUAUGAGAACUAUUUGUUGAGUAGAAAGAGAGCACUGUGGUUUAGUGUAUCAAAUGACUUAAAAUAUGAUGCUGAAAGAGAUUUAAAGGAUAUUGGAGCAAAAAACAUUUUGGUCCAUUCAUUAAAUAAGUUUAAAUAUGGAAAAAUUUCUUCCAAGCACAAUGGGAGUGUGAAAAAGGGUGUUAUUUUUGCUACCUAUUCUUCUCUUAUUGGUGAAAGCCAGUCUGGUGGUAAAUAUAAGACCAGGUUAAAACAGCUUCUGCAUUGGUGCGGUGAUGACUUCGAUGGAGUGAUAGUGUUUGAUGAAUGUCACAAAGCAAAAAACCUCUGUCCUGUUGGUUCUUCAAAGCCAACCAAGACAGGGUUGGCCGUUUUAGAGCUUCAGAACAAGUUGCCAAAAGCCAGAGUUGUUUAUGCCAGUGCCACUGGUGCUUCGGAACCACGGAACAUGGCCUAUAUGAACCGUCUUGGAAUUUGGGGUGAGGGAACUCCAUUCAGAGAAUUCAGUGAUUUUAUCCAAGCAGUGGAACGCAGAGGUGUUGGUGCCAUGGAAAUAGUUGCUAUGGAUAUGAAGCUUAGAGGAAUGUACAUUGCACGACAGCUGAGCUUUACUGGAGUGACCUUCAAAAUAGAGGAAGUUCUUCUUUCUCAGAGUUAUGUUAAAAUGUAUAACAAAGCAGUCAAGCUGUGGGUCAUUGCUAGAGAGAGAUUUCAGCAAGCUGCAGAUUUGAUUGAUGCUGAACAGAGAAUGAAGAAAUCUAUGUGGGGUCAAUUCUGGUCUGCACACCAGAGGUUUUUUAAGUACCUGUGCAUAGCAUCCAAAGUGAAAAGGGUAGUUCAACUGGCUCGGGAGGAAAUCAAGAAUGGGAAGUGUGUGGUAAUUGGUCUGCAGUCUACAGGAGAAGCUAGAACUCUGGAAGCCUUGGAAGAGGGUGGAGGAGAACUAAAUGAUUUUGUUUCAACUGCCAAAGGGGUAUUGCAGUCACUCAUUGAAAAACACUUUCCUGCUCCAGACAGGAAGAAACUCUAUAGUUUGCUAGGAAUCGAUUUGACAGCUCCAAGUAACAACAGUUCACCAAGAGAUAGCCCUUGUAAAGAAAACAAAAUAAAGAAGCGGAAAGGUGAAGAAAUAACUCGAGAAGCCAAAAAAGCACGAAAAGUUGGUGGCCUUACUGGUAGCAGCUCUGAUGACAGCGAAAGUGAGUCUGAUGUCUCUGACAAUGAAGAGAGUGACUAUGAGAGCUCUAAGAACAUGAGCUCUGGUGAUGAUGAUGAUUUCAACCCCUUCAGAGAUGAGUCCAGUGAGGACAACGAGGACGUAUCAGCUAACAGUAACACCAACAGUAACAGUAGCCUUAUAACGAGUCAGGAUGCUGUGGAAAGGGCACAGCAGAUGAAGAAAGACCUGCUUGAUAAACUAGAAAAAUUAGCUGAAGACCUCCCUCCUAACACCUUGGAUGAACUUAUUGAUGAACUUGGUGGUCCUGAAAAUGUGGCUGAGAUGACUGGCCGCAAGGGGCGGGUGGUGAGCAAUGACGAUGGAAGCAUAUCUUAUGAGUCAAGGUCUGAAGUUGAUGUGCCCGUGGAAAUUCUAAACAUCACGGAGAAGCAGAGGUUUAUGGAUGGAAAAAAGAAUAUUGCUAUUAUCUCAGAAGCUGCCAGCUCAGGUAUUUCAUUACAAGCAGAUCGGAGAGCUGAAAAUCAAAGGCGAAGAGUUCACAUGACUUUGGAGUUACCCUGGAGUGCUGAUAGGGCGAUUCAGCAAUUUGGAAGAACACACAGGUCAAACCAAGUAACUGCUCCAGAGUAUGUCUUUUUGAUUUCGGAACUGGCUGGAGAACAGAGAUUUGCAUCUAUUGUUGCUAAGAGACUCGAGAGUUUGGGGGCACUUACCCAUGGUGACAGAAGAGCAACAGAAUCUAGAGAUCUGAGCAGGUUCAACUUUGACAAUAAGUAUGGAAGAAAUGCUUUGGAAAUUGUUAUGAAAUCCAUUGUAAACUUGGAUUCUCCUAUGGUAUCACCACCUCCAGACUACCCUGGAGAAUUCUUUAAAGAUGUUCGGCAAGGACUGAUAGGAGUGGGCCUGAUUAAUGUUGAAGAUCGGUCAGGAAUUCUUACUCUUGAUAAAGACUAUAACAAUAUAGGAAAAUUCUUAAACAGAAUUCUGGGCAUGGAGGUACAUCAGCAGAAUGCGUUGUUUCAGUAUUUUGCAGACACGCUUACUGCAGUUGUUCAGAAUGCCAAGAAGAAUGGAAGAUAUGACAUGGGAAUCCUAGAUCUGGGUUCUGGAGAUGAGAAGGUGAGGAAGAGUGAUGUAAAGAAGUUUCUGACUCCAGGAUACUCCACCUCUGGCCACGUAGAGCUAUACACAAUUAGUGUGGAGAGGGGAAUGUCUUGGGAGGAAGCAACCAAGAUUUGGGCAGAGCUGACAGGACCAGAUGAUGGCUUUUACUUAUCACUGCAAAUAAGAAACAACAAAAAAACUGCAAUCUUAGUUAAAGAAGUAAACCCUAAGAAGAAACUAUUUUUAAUAUACCGACCAAACACUGGGAAACAACUCAAAUUAGAAAUUUAUGCUGAUCUGAAAAAGAAAUAUAAGAAGGUAGUCUCUGAAGAUGCCCUGGUGCACUGGCUGGAUCAAUAUAACUCCUCUGCAGACACCUGUACUCAUGCAUACUGGCGUGGCAAUUGUAAAAAAGCAAGUUUAGGAUUGGUAUGUGAGAUAGGUCUCCGUUGCCGCACAUACUAUGUGUUAUGUGGCUCAGUUCUGAGCGUCUGGACAAAAGUGGAGGGAGUUCUCGCCUCUGUCAGUGGCACGAAUGUGAAAAUGCAGAUAGUGCGGCUAAGAACAGAAGAUGGACAGCGGAUUGUAGGUUUGAUCAUUCCAGCAAAUUGUGUGUCUCCUCUUGUAAAUCUCCUGUCAACUUCAGACCAGUCUCAGCAGCUGGCGGUCCAACAAAAACAGCUGUGGCAGCAGCAUCACCCACAGAGCAUCACCAACUUGAGCAACUCGUAAAGAGCAGCAGCUUCCACAUGGUGUUGAAUGCUGUGAGAGCAUACCACUUGCAUAAAAAUCAGGGACAGUUUCCAAAGAAUUCUAUCUUUUUUUUUUCAGUUGUGCUCUCUAGUUAAUUUGGGGUGGGGGCGGGUGGGUUAAGGACAAACCUGGAAUAGGCAGCAACGCUGACAGCAAGCAGAGUGGAGGGUACAUGUGUCUUUCCUCUUGCUUCCUUGGGGCUGCCUGUGCGCUUUUACUUUGGAUGAGCAGAGUGGGUGUGUGUGUGUGUGUGGGUGUGUGUGUGUGUGUGUGUAUGUGUAUGUAUGCGUGCAUGCGUGCGCGCUUGUGCGUAUGUGUCAGUCUGUCUGUGAGUUAAUGCUACAAGACCACAUUUGGUUGAAAAUGCUUGGAACUUCCCAAACUGGCUUUACUCUUCCUUUCUACAGUGCUCAGGGUUAACACAGUAUAUCCUUGUCAUUACUGUGGGAGUUCCCCAGAUGCAUGUGUUCCAAGUCUCUAAAUACAGAAUAUAUAUAUUGGUUUCUUUUCCAACUUAAACAAUGUUUCCUACAGCAUGAAGUGAAGGGUUACGUGCCAUGCAUUCAGGUUCUUUUGUAGCUUUUGUUGACAGUGCAUGUCUUUGAAAGCAUGUGUAAUCACGAUUACCACAGAAGUCACAUGGAGAGAAGCAUUGAAGAUGUACAGCAUUGGGUAUUGCAUUUCUAGUGUUUACCUGGGUGUUGCUUCUAACCCUCAGUCCUGCCCACUCCUCCCUGUCCCAGGUUUAUUGUCAAAGUAGUAAGUACAUACCUUUUUAUGUGAUAAAACUCUUGAAAAUUUUAUUUUAAUGUAUUAAUAGUAUUCCUAAUUUGUGCUGCAAAAUGGCUAUGAGCCUUUUCGUAAGUUAUGUUUUCCUUAACUUAAACAUCGUUUUAGGAAGGAGUAUGAUUGGCUUCCAUCCUGCACACAAUCUUUUUUACUUCAUUAUCUGAAUCUGCUUGGUCAUUCAAACCGGAAACCGUACUUGAGUUGUAAACUAGACAGUGAAAAAACACUUGGCUUCUGCUGUAUGUUGUUGUUGUUGUUGUUACCCAGUAACUUGAAUAUUGUUUAAUGUGCUGUAAGACAUUGUAGAGAUUGUCUCCAGCUGUUGAAAAUGGUAAUGUACAAAUGUGAAUAGACACUUAUCUACAACAUGGGUAAGUUUGUUUCGCCUAUAAUAGAUGUUUAUAAAAAACAGUGAGGGG